AUAAUUUAAUAAUAACAAGUGGAUAAGAAUGAAUGAUGGAUACAGUGUAAAGUUAAAGAUCUCAAAAGGGUAUUGGUGUUCUCACAACAAAAUGAAGAUCUCAAAAUUUCACAUCUGUUUAUGUGUGUUGUUGUUGAGUAGUGCUGAACAAAAGACAUUGGUGUUCUCACAACAACAAAAUGUGGGACUUUUCAUAUUUGGUGAUUCAAUUUUGGAUGCCGGAAACAACAAUUUCAUCAACACAACCACCAAAUUUCAGGCCAAUUUCCCCCCCUAUGGCCUCACUUUCUUCCACAACCCCACCGGCAGGUUUUCCGACGGACGUCUCAUACCCGAUUUCGUAGCUGAGUAUGCAAAGCUGCCUCUGAUUCGGCCAUACUUAGAUCCUCACAACAAUCUCUACAUCCAUGGUGUCAACUUUGCUUCUGGUGGAAGUGGUGCUUUACUUGAAAGUCAUCAAGGCUCGGCCAUAACUCUUCAAACUCAGUUGAAGUAUUUCAUAGAAGUGGGAAAAUCCCUGAGGAAGAAAUUGGGAGAUAACAGAGCUCAAAACUUGCUCUCAAACUCAGUUUAUUUGAUCAGUACAGGAGGAAAUGAUUACGUAAGUCCUUUCGAAGGAGACUCCACUGCCUUUCAAAUCUAUACUCCAACACAGUAUGUGAAUAUGGUGAUUGGAAACCUCACCACUGUGAUUCAGGAAAUAUACAAGAAUGGAGGAAGGAAGUUUGCAUUUGUGGGAGUGCCUCCUUUGGGUUGCAUUCCAAGGUUGAAGCUGUUGAAAGGAGUUGGACAUGGAAAGUGUGUGGAAGAGGCUUCUUCAAUAGUUAGCUUGCACAACAAAUUGCUUCCUAUUGCUCUGCAAAACCUUGCCAUUCAACUCAAUGAUUUCAAAUAUGCUUUUGCUGAUGCCAACACUUUGCUUCUACAAAGAAUAAGAAACCCUACAAAAUAUGGUUUCAAGGAAGUGGAAACAGCAUGUUGUGGGAGUGGUGAAUAUGGAGGAAUUUACAGUUGUGGAGGAAAAAGAGGAAAGAAAGAGUUUAAGCUAUGUGAAGAUCCAACUCAAUAUUUGUUCUUUGAUUCAUAUCAUCCCAACCAAAAAGCUUAUGAGCAACUUGCAAAGCUCAUGUGGAGUGGAGAUGAACAAGUCAUUAAGCCUUAUAACCUCAAACAACUCUUCCAAUAUGGGUUUUGUUGGCUUCUCAAUGAAAUAUCAUAUUAAAGACUGUCUUUUCUCCAUUUUAACUCUCCUUAGAAUCUUUUUCCUCUUUUUCCCUUUUUUUUUUCCUUUUUUUUUAAAUGUUA
Messenger RNA from Benincasa hispida (wax gourd), 1305 nucleotides. Its product is annotated as GDSL lipase-like. The record is from RefSeq and is a predicted model, not a curated record. Lineage: Eukaryota; Viridiplantae; Streptophyta; Magnoliopsida; Cucurbitales; Cucurbitaceae. Gene Ontology annotation, biological process: lipid metabolic process. Gene Ontology annotation, molecular function: lipase activity.